Boleophthalmus pectinirostris (great blue-spotted mudskipper) is the source of this 1226-nucleotide messenger RNA. RefSeq names its product CD9 antigen-like. Lineage: Eukaryota; Metazoa; Chordata; Actinopteri; Gobiiformes; Gobiidae. Gene Ontology annotation, cellular component: membrane. The record is from RefSeq and is a predicted model, not a curated record. The coding region runs from base 175 to 849 and encodes 224 amino acids. The transcript has 8 exons.
UUCCUCCCGUCCCUCCCCCGGUUUCCCUUCAACACCCAGGUGUAUCCGCGCGGGUGUGGUGCACUAAAGACUUUGUAAAAUUACUCUUUGCGUGGUCGCUGUAUGUUUUUCCAUUUUGCUCGAAGACUGUAUAAUUUCUACCAAUACGCAGGAAAAAAGGCGACUUUUUGAGCCAUGGAAGGAAUGCAGUGUAUCAAAUACCUGGUGUUUGUGUUCAACUUUAUCUUCUGGUUGGCAGGAACGGGGGUUCUGGCAUUGGGGCUGUGGCUGCGCUUUGACUCCAGGACGUCAGGACUUUUUGAAGGAGAGGACUCUCCCUCAGUCUUUUUGACUGGUGUGUACAUUCUGAUUGCAGCUGGGGCACUGAUGAUGGUGGUUGGCUUCCUGGGAUGUUGUGGAGCCAUCAAAGAAUCCCCAUGCAUGCUUGGAUUGUUUUUCCUCUUUCUCCUAAUCAUCUUUGCCAUUGAAGUGGCAGCUGGAAUCUGGGGCUUAUCCAAUAAAGACAGGGUGACUGAGGAUGUAACAGAAUUUUAUAAGCAAACCUAUAAUAACUAUAAGGACACCAAACAGGAGGCACUGAAGGAAACACUCCGCCUGAUUCACUUUGGGCUGAACUGCUGCGGUACCACUGGAACCGUGAUUGAUGCUGCAAAAGACACCUGCCCCAAAAAGGAAGGACUGGAAGUUCUCAUCACAACAAACUGCCCAGCUGCUAUUGAUGAGAUGUUCAACAGUAAACUUCACAUCAUUGGCGGUGUUGGCAUUGGUAUUGGAAUAGUCAUGAUUUUUGGCAUGAUCUUCAGCAUGAUGCUCUGCUGUGCUAUUAAGAAGUCCAGAGACUUUGUCUAAAUGUAGCAUUUUGCAUUGGCUCCACCCCAACACAGACUUCCCAUGCUAUGAGUUAUGCUUCACUUGGAUCUCUGCAUGAAACCACUGCCAACUUUGACUUCUGAGAAUAUGAAGCAUUUAAAGUGACCCAGUCCCUGCAGUUUUUUGUUCAUGGAAAUGGUAAAAAUGUAAUAUGAGCAUGUAACCCCUGGAAAAUGCUGAAUCUCACAGACUAAGCUUUUUUCAUUUUACAUGCGCUUGUCUAUACUGAAAGUUUUAUUCUUUUAUUUUUUUAAUGACCUCAAGGGAUUGUUUGUUUUAUAGUUUUAUUAACAAAGAUAAUUUGCCAAGUGCAUUUAAGUGUCAGUUAACAUUAAUAAAGCAUAUGUUUGAUCUAA